Phytophthora sojae is the source of this 288-nucleotide messenger RNA. RefSeq lists its product as hypothetical. The transcript has a single exon. The record is from RefSeq and is a predicted model, not a curated record. NCBI's taxonomy places the organism in Eukaryota, Oomycota, Peronosporomycetes, Peronosporales, Peronosporaceae. The annotation marks the transcript as partial.
CGCACCUGUCUGACGCUAGAACAAAAGCUCCAAGUGCACCUAAAGCUCAAGCAGAAUCCUGGCAUGAACAACCCCAUGCUCGCCGAGUGGAUCUACGCAACUUUCAAGGCCCGGGUCAGCCGCGCCACACUCGCCCGACUGCGCAACCUGCCUUCUUCCUACUUCAGCCACGUCGACCUGAGUGCGACCAAGCGGCGCCGAGUGAAAUUUCCUCAGUUCGAGCGGGAACUGAGGGAUUUUUUCUUUGAGAACGAAGCUAAAACGGCGAUGGCGGACGACGUGCUCCUG